CCUCUUUGACGGAGGGUGGAGAGGUAUCUGCUGUCGCAGCAAAGGCAGCGCGUCACUGAUUCCGGGCCUUGCCGCGUCUGCUGAACGCCCCUCUUCUUGCCCGCAAAUCAUAGAGCGCAAACCGCCCCUCUUCCUGUAACCGCUCUUGGUAUGUUCCGGAGGCGAAAUGGCUACAGGGGUGAUUGAAGGUUCCAAUCGAAUCCUGCGAGAGAGUGUCAAGCGUUAUAUGCGGGUCACCCUCUCUGCUGCCGCCCCGGCCGCUUGCUGGAACUGCCCGCAAGGAGCAAAACGUUAUUUGUUAACAGAAGAUACUGUGCAGUUACAACGAUUUCAACAACAUAAGUUGGCAACAGAAUAUAAAAUAUAUGGCGAGAAAGAUACCUAUUUCAAAAUCAUUGAAGACAAGUUAGCAGAAAACAAACUAAUUUUCAAACAUGAAAUGAAAUUGUUACUGCAUUUGUGCCAGACAAAAGAUGAAUUCGAAAUAGUCAAAAAGACAAUAUACAGAUACUAUGCAGAGAACAAAAAUGUGGCCUUUGGGACGUUCAGAUUUGGUCCUCUUUUUAUGAGGCUGUGCUAUGAAAUGAACUUUGAGGAGUCUGCAUUAGAACUCAUCAAAGACCAGGCUUUGCAUGGCUUCUUUUCAGACAGCACAUCAUUCAACCUUUUGAUGGAUAUGCUCUUUAUAAAAGGCCAUUAUGAACGUGCUCUGGAGGUGCUAUUAGAAAUGAAGAGGCAAGGUGUCAAAUUCAACAAUGAGACCUAUUUGCUCGCUGUUGCAAUAUGCUACAAACUGAACAACUCGGAGUCCUGCAAAAUUUGUACUACAUUACUCGAGAACAGAGAGCUCAGCGGAAAUCAUAUGUCAAAAAGAAUAUACUACUUUGCAGUAGCAUUUGCUCUGAAACAGAAAGAUGUCGGAAUGGCUCGCUCCUUUUUUUCUCAAAUCAUAAACACAGACAAUAGAAUAUGCAUUAAUCUUAAAAUACUACUUCAGGCAGCAUCUGGCGACCUAGAAGAUCUUGUCCAGACACUGAAAACAGCUUCAGAAACCAGUGCUUCAUAUUUUGUGAAAAAACCUGAAUUCUGUAUGCAGGUGCUAUCUACAGCCAGGGAGAAGCUGAAAGACAAUCCAGUCCUUUGUGUCCAGUUUGGAAAUAUCUUUGCCAAGUUGCAAGCAUCAGGACAGAUAAUGUCUCUGACUCUGGAUGACUUACUGUGUCAGCCCACAAGCACAAAGAGGCGCCACCUGCCACUGUUAAAGCAAAACCAAGUGAGCCAUUGGACUUCGAAGCCUCUGUGCUCUCCUCUACUGGCUGAGUAGAGCCAUCCUUUCCCUGUUAGAUUGUGUACCUAAUAAAUGUCUCCCUUGCUUAGAAAAA
Messenger RNA from Rhineura floridana, 1382 nucleotides. RefSeq names its product pentatricopeptide repeat domain 2 (gene PTCD2). The transcript has 10 exons. The record is from RefSeq and is a predicted model, not a curated record. Gene Ontology annotation, cellular component: mitochondrion. NCBI's taxonomy places the organism in Eukaryota, Metazoa, Chordata, Lepidosauria, Squamata, Rhineuridae. Gene Ontology annotation, biological process: multicellular organism development; regulation of mRNA processing; mitochondrion organization. Gene Ontology annotation, molecular function: protein binding; RNA binding. The coding region runs from base 167 to 1324 and encodes 385 amino acids.